This is a messenger RNA of Mycotypha africana, 408 nucleotides long. Its product is annotated as Mss4-like protein. Lineage: Eukaryota; Fungi; Mucoromycota; Mucoromycetes; Mucorales; Mycotyphaceae. The record is from RefSeq and is a predicted model, not a curated record. Gene Ontology annotation, cellular component: cytosol; membrane. The coding region runs from base 1 to 408 and encodes 135 amino acids. The transcript has 2 exons. Gene Ontology annotation, molecular function: guanyl-nucleotide exchange factor activity; zinc ion binding. Gene Ontology annotation, biological process: post-Golgi vesicle-mediated transport; small GTPase-mediated signal transduction.
AUGGCAACACCUUAUAAACAAGUUCAAGAUCCUUUGAAGGAACUCGUCAAUGAUCAAGGCAAAAACUUAACCGACAUUCUCUGUCCAAAAAAAACUUGUCAUUGCGUCAUUUUCCGAAGGAAUACAGCCACGUUAGUAGAAGGCGAUGGUUCCAAACUCACAUUGCCAGAAGCUUCCUUACCAGAAAACAAUGUUCUCCAAGAAGAUAAAGAAGCAGAAGAAGGAACACAUCAUUUUUGGCGCGUUGGUAACAUGAUGGAAUUUGAGAAUGUGGGGUUCUCAAAGACUGUAGGCACCAUCAAAUACUUGUCUUGCGCUGAUUGUGAUCUAGGACCCAUUGGUUAUCAUGAUACCACCAAUCCCAAAGAGUUUUAUAUCAGUAUAAAACGAGUUAGAUAUGCAAUUUGA